GUGAGCCCUCAUCCUGCUAAGGCGAAGUUGGCCAUCCAGACCAGAUCUCAGCUCCUGGGCACCUCAGCUUGGAGCCAUGUUGUCCAGGCCUGCAAUGCUCAUCCUUGCUCUGCUGUUGCUGUCGUCACUGGCUCAGGGAGGGAUCGGCCAGAAACGGAGACAAUACUUAGUAGCACAAGGUCGCCCUGUUCUCAGGGAGUGUGAGAGGUCGCCAAUGAUGAAUGAGUGUAAGCACCACUGUGAAGCUGACCAAGACUGCCAAGCAAAUAACAUAUGCUGCUUAGCACCGUGCGGGAAUAUCUGUGUGAGCCUGGUGGAUAAUAGAAUAUGGGAAGAGUUUGAUGCUUCCCCUGCAACUCCCCCUACAGAGGAAGAAUCUUUCUCCACCGGCUCGUUUGAAGGAGAUAUGGCUUCCACCUCGUCAUUUACCCCCAUGGCCAUUCGGAAAUAAACAAGAAUAAAUGUCGUGACAACUGUUAGUUUUGGAGGGCCCUAAAUAAGGAUACUAAAAUAGAAGCCAUCUUAAUAUUCCUACUGUAUUCUUAGAGACUAACAGUUAAGUUUCUAUUUCUCUGUUCCUGCUUAUCUUCCUGUACAGCAUAUUUUCAAGGCCUGCAGUCCAGACUCACCCAGCUGCAGACUUGUGUCCUUGGAACAUACCCUGCCAAGGAAAACUUCUGCUCCCCCGCCCUUCUGCUAUCUGCCCUACUUAAGCCCUCUUGAUACUUUUAAUAAAAGAGACUUGAUCCAGAA
Molecule: messenger RNA, 753 nt
Organism: Mesocricetus auratus (golden hamster)
Lineage: Eukaryota; Metazoa; Chordata; Mammalia; Rodentia; Cricetidae
Product: WAP four-disulfide core domain protein 10A-like
Exons: 2
Coding region: 77-451 (124 amino acids)
Cellular component (GO): extracellular region
Molecular function (GO): peptidase inhibitor activity
Source: RefSeq, a predicted model, not a curated record